Molecule: messenger RNA, 969 nt
Organism: Anopheles bellator
Lineage: Eukaryota; Metazoa; Arthropoda; Insecta; Diptera; Culicidae
Gene: sit
Product: elongation of very long chain fatty acids protein AAEL008004
Exons: 5
Coding region: 37-969 (310 amino acids)
Biological process (GO): fatty acid elongation, monounsaturated fatty acid; sphingolipid biosynthetic process; fatty acid elongation, saturated fatty acid
Cellular component (GO): endoplasmic reticulum membrane
Molecular function (GO): fatty acid elongase activity
Source: RefSeq, a predicted model, not a curated record
GCCAUCGAAUCCCCCUGUGAGAUAACCACAAUCAAAAUGAGUUCACCAAACGCCACGACGUCGUCCAACUACUGGGACUUCCUGUUCACCGAGCUGGCCGAUCCUCGGACGAAUCAUUGGCCGCUCAUAUCGUCGCCCGUGCCCGGCCUGACCAUCAUUGCCAGCUACCUGUACUUUGUGCUCAACUUCGGACCCAAGUAUAUGGCCAACCGGAAGCCGCUACAGAUGCAGAAAACCCUCGUCGUGUACAACUUCAUCCAGGUCCUAGUCAGUGUCUACCUGUUUGCUGAGGGUCUUGAUGGGGCAUGGCUGCGGCACUACAGCUGGCGGUGUCAACCGGUGGACUUUGAGAACAAUCCCGCUGCCAUGAGGGUUGCCCGCGGUUGCUACAUCUACUUCCUGGCCAAAAUCUCCGAGCUCCUGGACACGGUGUUCUUCACGCUGCGGAAAAAGGACAACCAAAUCACGUUCCUGCACCUGUACCACCACACGGUGAUGCCGAUGAUCUCCUGGGGAGCCACCAAGUACUACCCCGGAGGGCACGGAACGUUCAUCGGUGUGAUCAACUCGUUUGUGCACAUCGUGAUGUACACCUACUACAUGAUGGCCGCCAUGGGACCCCAGUACCAGAAGUACCUCUGGUGGAAGAAGUACAUCACUAACCUUCAGAUGGUUCAGUUCGGUAUGGCGUUCGGCCACUCGGCCCAGCUCCUGUGGACCGACUGUGGCUAUCCGCGCUGGUCCGUGUUCUUCACCCUCCCGAACGCCAUCUUCUUCUACAUGCUGUUCAACGAUUUUUACAAAAAAUCCUACGGUUCCAAAAAGGCUAGCCGAAACACUGCCGCCGCUGCCGUCCGGGACAACGAAACCAGCGACCCAACGGCCAACGGGAAGAUCCCGGAAAACAACAAUACCCUCGACGCGUUACCUAAAGUCCCCGCCACCAAAGUCGCCAGCAAAGACCUAUGA